Molecule: messenger RNA, 1242 nt
Organism: Heterotrigona itama
Lineage: Eukaryota; Metazoa; Arthropoda; Insecta; Hymenoptera; Apidae
Source: the annotation of a GenBank genome assembly
AUGGGUAAGUGAGGGCUAAUUGAGUGAUGAUCGAGAGAAGAAUUGGUGAGAGGCACCGUUCGAUUAAUUGGUGCUGCUCCUCGAUCGGACGCAGGAAGAACGCUGCCAACGCCGGUUGCUUGCAGAGUCUGCGGCGACCGAUCUUACGGGAAGCAUUACGGAGUUUACUGCUGCGACGGUUGUUCCUGCUUCUUCAAGCGGUCGGUGCGUCGCGGCGUCCUUUUCACCUGUAUAGACUUUGGAUGGCAAACGAUCAACGAGUUGACACGAAAUGAGAUGCAAACAACGAGAAGCAGCGUGUGUCGUCGGCUCCUCUUUGCCUGCCCGUCGUUGCUCAUCGUUGCUCCGAUAACGAUCCGUCGACGAGAGAACGUCGUCAGAACAGACGACUCGGCUCUCGGUUUUUCCUCUUUUUCUUUCUUUUUUUGCCCAGCUGUUCAGCAGGAGAGAGGGCCGCGCGCUCGAAACAACGUCGCAUCCGUCGCUCGCCGUUCUUCCUCUUCCUCUUCUUCUUCUUCUUCUUCUUCUUCUUCUUCUUCUUCUUCUUCUUCCUCCUCAUCCUCCUCUCUGCAAGCAGAGAUCGCAACACUGAAAGAAACAACGAUCGCAACUAGGAGCAACGUUGGCGUCGACGUCGGAUCCUUGCCGAGGAUGCUGGUCGCAGCAGGUGGAGAGGAGACGAUGCGAUACGAGAUCGCGGCUCGAAUAUUCUUCGCGGCGGUGCGAGCCGCUCGCCACCACCGGGAAUUUUCCACGCUCGAUCAUCGCCAGCAGAACGAGAUCCUCCGAAGGGGAUGGGCCGCCGCCUUUGUUCUGCGAGCUGCCAUCUGGCCGGUCGAUCUGACCGAUUUUCGCAAACCGGCGGCGAUCGUCGACGACGACCGCGCCGACGAGAGCCAACGUCGGGCUCUGGCCGCUGCCAGGGCCGCCAUCUCCAGCUUGCGUCCCGAUCCAGUCGAGUUCUCGGUUCUGGAAACCUUGGUCCUCUGCCGACCCGAGAUCGCCGAGACGAGCAGCGCCGUUCGUUUGACGUCGCGAGCUGCGGACACCGCGGUGGAGACUCUGGCUCGGCACCUCCUUGCCACCGCCGACACCACCGGCUCGUCCUCCAUCAGGAUGGCCAAACUCAUGCUCGUUCUUCCCAUGCUGACGGCCUCCUGCCCCCGGCAACUGGCCAACCAUCUUUUCGCCCCCGUCAUCCGCGACGUCGACCUCGAGAGAGUGAUCGCGUCUGUACGCUGA